AGAGAACGAGACGUAGGUGUCGUAGUCGUAGUCGUAGGGUAAGGCAGAAAAAAACGUUAGUCGUAAUAUACUACUAUUCUAGAGUCUAGAAUAGUAUACUACGACAUGUACGACUUACGUUUUUCUCUGCCUUGCCCUACGGGCUACGACUACGACUGCAACACCUAGCUACGUCUCGUUCUCUGCCUUCGGCUUAAGAGAGUAAGAGAGUAAGAGAGAGAGAAAGAGAGAGAGAGAGAAGGAUAAUAUAUUUCGGAGUACAUUGUGAGACCCAAUCGAACACGGCAUGGAAAUAACGCAUUAUCCGUCGGAAAUACGGCUACGUAGUUCAAUAUGCACAUCGAGGCGCUAGUACAUGGGAAACGCUGGCAUAGCAUGUCCGCUUCCAGUUUGUCUCUCCGCCGGGAAUGUCGGUGGUCAGCGGUCGCCACAGUCGCGAUCAUCUGAUCGGCUGUCAAACCUCUUGGUCCUCGUGCGUCGCAUCUGUCGGCAGGUUCGGACGUUGGGAUCUGGGGAUUGAUGGGGAGUGGAGAUGAUCGGGAGAGACGCGCGUUCCUGAGCGUCGUCGUGGCUUCAUUCGGCUUUAAAAUGUGCGCAAGGAGAUAGUACCGGCGAGAAAACAUGAACAAGAACAUGAAUUCGCCGUCGAAACUCACGGAGUUCGCUCCGUUAAGCCCCGAGGAGAGCCAGCCCGUCGUAGCAUCGCUCUUCUCCAAGUUCUUCAGCUUCACCAGGAAUAGCGCUAACGAUUCUACUGUGUCUUCUAACAACGACGAACGCAGCUCUUCUGAUUCGGAGUCCUGGAAGCAAUCAGAGAGCACAGAACAAACCCCGGACGACGAUAGUACUAGUAUAAUAAAUUUUCCAUUGGACACCAGUGAAGGUCGUAGCUUACCAAACGUUCUGAAGCGCAUCAGUAAUAUCGUAGCUUUAAAAAGUAAUAAUCUACGCUCAUACAAGGAUUCUCAGUUAAGAAGCUACUGGAUGCCAGAUAGCGUGAGCAAACAGUGUUACGAAUGUGGCGAAAGAUUUACGACGUUUCGACGAAGGCACCACUGUCGUGUGUGUGGCCAAAUUUUCUGUUCCAAAUGUUGCUCCGAUCAAAUACCAGGAAAAAUCAUGGGAUGCACUGGAGAUCUCAGAGUUUGUACAUAUUGCUGUAAAGUGGUUCUGUCCUACUUACAAUCUUCGGACAUGAGGAGCGAUUUAUCGGCGGAUUUAAAAGCGGUGCAGGAGGAUCUUCAAGUGAAGUAUGGUAAUGAUUCGCCGCUAUUAGCGCGAAAACACGCUAAUGAAACUAUGGGUGACGAAACGACAUGUCGGAAGCCAAGCGUGGGAUAUAUGGAAGAGAAUUAUGCAACUGGACGAUCAAGCGGUAGCUAUUUGACAUCGCAGGAACGCUCUCUUGCGUUACAAAAUUCGGCUUCUUUAAGAAUGAUAUGGGAGGAAUUGUUCCGCUCUAGUCAAGCCAUUCAGUUGCAAACGCAUAGAAUUCGAUUGAAGAGUUAUCACAAUUGUUUUCUGGCGAACGAAUUGGUGAAUUGGAUGAUAGUUCAAAAUAAAGCGGCCACUCGUGUGCAGGCAACUGCGAUAGGUCAGGCAUUGCUAGAAGCAGGUUUCAUCGAGUCGGUUGUUCCUGAUUAUGUAUUCAGCGAUUCGGCAAUUGUGUUCAGACCGGUACCGUUAUCCUCUUUGCAAAACAUUGAGUUAUUAACGGAAAAACGUACAACAUGCGAUGCGCAAGAGCCAGCCUGGGUAAAAACUAUUCCUCAACAUGACUCGGCUACGGAUUCUGAAAGCGAGACUAGACCAAUGAGCUCGCAUUCGCAAACUUUCGGUCGCUUACCAUCAUCCAGUUCGAGUUUUUAUUUGGAUUUAAAUCUGGAGGCAUCCACUGUUACAUUAAAGAGACCGACUUCAGAAGAUUUAACCACUAUUUCUGUCGAUAGUAGUGACGGGAUAAUUGAGCAGAAGGAAAUUAAUCUUAAAUCGCACGACUGCAAUCUCAAAAUGUGCGACGAUUUUUUAAGCGAUACGCUUCAAGUACACGAGUUCAAGGAGAAAAACGGUUGGCACCGAGCGACUAAUCUGAGAACAGCCUUUGGUGAAUUAAGCUCAUACGAAUGUUUAAUAUCUGCGUACAAAGCUCAUGAAGAUUCUCUCAUUAAGCAACUACUCAGUAAGGAAAACUUGUCGCAAACGUGGUCGAAUACGAUUCUAUCUAUCACACAUCAGAUAGUUGAUCAAGUCAAACCGGAUCUGAAUCACGACGCGGACAAUAUGGACAUUCGACAAUACGUACAGUUCAAGAAGUGCCCCGGUGAUAGCAGGGAUGACUGCGAGAUCGUGUCCGGUAUAAUUUGCAGUAAGAAUAUUGCUCAUCGCGGUAUGAACGCCAUGAUUGCUCAUCCGAAAAUCUUAUUAUUGCAAUGCGGACUGAUGUAUCAACGCGUUGAGGGCAAGCUGAUAAGCCUAGAGCCUGUGAUGAUGCAGGAGAAUGAGUAUUUGGGACACACAGUGGCAAGAAUUACUGCUUUAGGUCCGGAUGUAGUACUAGUACAUCGAUCCGUAGCCAGAUUAGCUCAGGAUAGAUUAAGAGAAUGUGGCGUGACAUUGGUGCUAAAUGUGAAACUUAGUGUGUUAAAGAGAGUCGCACGGUGCACGGGUGCUAGUAUUGUAAAUACUAUAGACGCGCACAUAAGCGCUAGAUAUAUGCUUGGCACGUGCAAGAAAUUCUAUUUAAGAAAUUUUCCAGAUGAGCGAAGAGGUGUCAAGACAUUGAUGUAUUUCGAAGGCUGUGCAAAUCCACAUUUAGGCGCGACAAUUGUAUUGCGAGGCGGAUCGCAGUCCGAAUUAAAGAAAGUAAAGAACGUCACAUCGAUGAUGAUUUUCGCAGCUUACUCAUGGCGUCUCGAAAAGUCAUUCCUCAUGGACGAAUUCGCUAAACCACCGUCACCCAAGGAUAAUUCGUUUCUGGAUGAAACGUCUCAAAAAGAUUCUUCGAGAGACGAAAUGAUCGAAAAACUCGAAAGCUGCGGUGCCGACGAACACGCAAUUGAUGCGAUGAAGAAACCGUCGAAGAUAAUUCAAAAUAACGAAAAUAUCCUUAACAACGAGCAGAAAAUACAAAAUGUUCAGACAAACAAUUCGAGUAUGAAGAAUGAAAAUAAUUCUGAGAAUAUUUUAAAUGCAAAUUCUUCUGUGAAAGAAAUGUCGAUACUAUCGGAAGAUUCUGAUCCUUACGACACUUUAAAAUUAUUUAAGACGAAAUUAAAACCAUCUCUGCAUGACUCAAAAGAUACCAUAUCAGUGUCUUGUGAGAACGAUACGGUUUUAUAUAACGAUGAAUCUAAAGAUUUGACAGCAAAUACUUCCGGCUUCGAUUCCGGUACCACCGAAGCAUGUAACUCUGCGGACAAGGAGACGUAUAUCGAGCAAAAGACCGACGAAUUCGUCGACAAAACGAAGCUGAAAGACAGAAUAUCCUCCGAUGAGAAACGUAUCUACGGAGAAUCCAUUAGUGAUCGGAGUGAUCCGUUGCAUCAAUAUCUGAAUGAGGACGAUGAGGAUGUGUUUAGUCGUACGAGUCCGAGCGGUCAACAUCUAAGCGUUGCCGAUUUUCCGCUGUCCAAUAAAUUCAAGAAGGCGCUUGAGGAUACCGUGCUGAGCGUGUCGCCGUAUUUAAAAUUUUCGAUACCUUAUUUGGAGACCGAGAUCGGAAGAAACUGCGUGCUAAGAAGUUUCUUUCCGCGGGAGAUCUAUUACUCGGUGCAAUUUUUAGACAAUGUCAAGGAUACCAGAACGAACAGCGUGAACGAACAACUCGCGUCCGAGACGCGUCGUGAGUUGAUGAAUAUCAAGCUGAAGCCGCAGCACCCGUUCGUUCAGGCUCGUCUAACCACGGAUGUCGACGGUCGUGAGGUGCAGAGUCUUCUAGCGAAUUUCCGCGCGUGCGGCAACAGACUCUAUCCGACACACAACGUGUUGUUGGACAAGGUGCAGCAGUCACCAGCAUCAUUUGAGAGCAACGAGCAACAGGUGCCCUCCUGGCCGGAUUGUUUGGAUCCCAAUAGCCAUCAACGCCUGUCCGUCCUGUUCUGCAGCUUCUCGCACACCGGUAACAACACUCCGGCGUUCUGCGUGAAUCCCUGGGUCGUGAACAUGACGAUGUACGGCCAGAAUGACAUCGCCCUUGGCCGGUUUUUGGAACGUUACUGCCUGACGACAGAGUACAAGUGCCCGGCGCAGAAUUGCCGUGCGCAAAUUGCUCAGCACGUUAGGCGUUUUGCGCACGACGGUGGUUGUGUGCACAUCAAUCUCAGCGAGAUGAGCUGCGAACCAUUCGUGCAGGAGGACACCGAUCAGAUCCUGAUGUGGAGUAAAUGCGUCAAAUGUAAGAGCGUGUCGCCGGUGGUGCCGAUGUCGGGCGACACUUGGUGCCUGUCGUUCGCCAAGUAUCUCGAGCUGCGGUUCUAUGGCGGCGUCUACAUGAAGCGCGGGAUGAACACGUGUCAACAUUCCCUGCAUCAUGAUCACUAUCAGUACUUCACACGUAAAAACAUGCUGGCCGUGUUCAAGUUCACCAAGAUCUCGCAGUGGGAGAUCUCGCUACCGCCGCCAUUGAUCAACAUGAUCUACGAUCCGAAACAGCACGCUAACGUGAUUGAGGAAAUGAAGAGCGUAACAUUGAAAGGCGAUGAGGUAUUCACGACGAUAAGAGAAAAGCUGACGAGUCUGCAGACGGAUGUGGAAGUUCUGAACUUCGCCAAGCAACAACUGGCCAAGGAUCAACAAUACUUUAAGAACAAGAUCGAAGAGAUCCAACUAAAGCUAACGUCACCAACACUUGAGAAUAAAAAGCUGGAAGGUAAGACAUCCGAGAGGCAGGUGCAAGGACUGAUGUUCAGAAUCGAGGACGGCAUUGUGAUACUCAAAAGGCUCAUUGCGGAGGCCGUGUUCACGUGGAAUAACAAAUUGUUGGAGUUAUCGGUCAAGAAAAAGGACGAACGGCCACGUCGAUUCACCGAACGAUCCAUGACGGUCGGCAGCAACAGUAUAGUCGAAAAUGAUGGAUACAUAACCGAGGAUACCGCAUCGGAGUCGCAGGUCGAGGACCUGAGCCCCAUGUCGGCCGAUUAUAACGCUAUCGACGCAAUUGCGGCGGCGCAGAGUGACUUCCAAGCGCCCGAGCUGAUCGAGAAUUCUGACAAUGAGCCGCCCAUAGAAUCCGUCAAUAAUCCUGACGACGUUGUCACUGUUCAGGACUCGCCGAGGAUGCAUCAAAGAUCACAUUCCGACGUUCUACCGUUGUCCUCCGACGACACUCAAGAUAAGAAAAAGAAGAAGAAGACGAUCCUAUCGCAAUUGCUACCGUCCGUUUCCGUGAACCAUACAAUAUCGAAUCCUUUGGGGCCUUUAGAGCAUUAUCUGUUACCUCUUGGAUCCGUGGUACCGAUAGUUGUCUACGAAUCCGAGCUUUCGUCCAUAAUCGCGUACGCCCUAGACUCGCACGACUACAAACACAUGUUGCAGGAGCUUUUACGUACAGCGAAGGGACCGGAGUUGAAUUCUAGUCCAUUAAGCAAACGCAAGUUUCCUGAAGGUAGGGACAGCUCUCUCGACCUGGCACAAUCGGGCGAGUUCAAGCGGCCGUCCGUGCUGUCCUUCUUCCGAGGCAACAGUCCCAAUUUAGCCAACAGUCCCAUUGAAUCCGACAAGAAUGUAUCAAACGCGGAAACGAGCAGCGGUGGCAGCGGCAGCGUCGUCGGUCCCGACGUCGACGACGAUAAGAAAGCGAUCAAACAGCAAAACUAUAUCGAAGUGCAAUUCAAUGACGCCACGACUAAUUUCUUCUGCAGGAUAUACUUUGCCGCGCAGUUUGCCGCGCUGAGGGAGAACGUUCUGCCCUGCGGCGAAGAUGGCUUCACGAGAAGCCUAAGUCGAACCGUGCAGUGGGCGGCCAGAGGUGGAAAGAGUGGCAGUGCCUUCUGCAAGAGCAGAGAUGAUAGAUUUAUCAUAAAGGAAAUGUCUCGAUUGGAAAUGCAAAUUUUUCUCGAUUUCGCGCCCAACUAUUUCGCUUACAUGGAAAAGUGUCAGCAAACUAAGCAACCGACGUUAUUGGGCAAGAUAGUUGGCGUGUACAGAGUGUCGUACAAAAACAACACGACCAACGCGGCGCUUCGUACCAGCGUGUUAGUAAUGGAGAAUCUCUUUUAUAAUCGAACUAUCACCGAUAAAUUCGACUUGAAAGGAUCUGUGCGGAAUCGUCUGGUGAAUCCAGACGACACGUGCCACGAGGGUGAACUGGUCUUAUUGGACGAGAAUCUGUUAAACAUGAGCUGUGACUCUCCUCUGUAUAUUCGAUCACAUUCCAAGGCAGUAUUAAAUCGAGCCAUUGAACAGGAUACAAAGUUUUUAGCCGACAAUUCUGUGAUGGACUAUUCAUUGCUAGUAGGCUUGGAACCGAGCUCCGAUGAACUCGUACUCGGCAUAAUAGAUUACAUAAGAACGUUCACGUGGGACAAAAAGCUGGAGACGAUGGUGAAGAAAUCCGGUAUAUUGGGUGGUCAAGGUAAAUUGCCGACCAUAAUAUCACCAGAGGAAUAUCGCGCCAGGUUUAUAGCUGCAAUGCAUCGCUAUUUCCUGCCGGUACCAGACAGAUGGUCAGGUCUAGGUAGAAGCGUUGAGAUACCACCGCAAUAAAUGUAACUUUCAGAGAGAGAGCUAAGGUAUACAAAUUCGAUUUUACAUGUAACAAUUAAACGUAGCACAAUUGUAGAUUUUUUUAUGCGUGUGGUAAAGAUACAAGAGCGCGUCGUGUAUUUAUACAUUUUAUACCGUGAUAACAUACACGAGAAUGUGUCGAUCGAUGAAAAGUGAUACCGAGUUACCAAUUUUAAUUAACUUAUUGUUACGUAAUGUAAAUCAAUAUUUUAUUUCUCGUAAUGGAAAUAACUUUUACGGCUCGUAAGAGAUUACGUAUACAUGUAUAUAUCUUACAUCAUAUUCAUCAUAAGCGCCAAUGUAUAUAAUAGUCGUUUUGUAACACACUUCAAAAGCAGCUGCUCGUUCUCAAAUUGUAAAGUACAAAAGUACCAAUGAAACUAGAUCGCAAGAGACUAA
Molecule: messenger RNA, 7122 nt
Organism: Monomorium pharaonis (pharaoh ant)
Lineage: Eukaryota; Metazoa; Arthropoda; Insecta; Hymenoptera; Formicidae
Gene: fab1
Product: 1-phosphatidylinositol 3-phosphate 5-kinase
Exons: 14
Coding region: 622-6702 (2026 amino acids)
Biological process (GO): intracellular signal transduction; phosphatidylinositol metabolic process
Molecular function (GO): ATP binding; metal ion binding; 1-phosphatidylinositol-3-phosphate 5-kinase activity
Source: RefSeq, a predicted model, not a curated record